This is a messenger RNA of Aplysia californica (California sea hare), 3060 nucleotides long. RefSeq names its product pseudouridylate synthase 7 homolog. The record is from RefSeq and is a predicted model, not a curated record. Gene Ontology annotation, molecular function: pseudouridine synthase activity; RNA binding. Gene Ontology annotation, cellular component: nucleus. NCBI's taxonomy places the organism in Eukaryota, Metazoa, Mollusca, Gastropoda, Aplysiida, Aplysiidae. Gene Ontology annotation, biological process: pseudouridine synthesis.
AUAUGGCGACUUGUAAAGAGACAGAAUCAGUUAUGAUGGGUGCUGGCAAAGAUGAUGAUGAACCGCCAACGAAGAAGACAAAGACUGAUGAUGAUAACAUUGGUGACGACUGUACAGGAGUAGAUCUAGAAGACAAAGCUGCCAACAAUGGUGUUCCAUCGUCAGAAAUACUUCCGAGGAAAGAGACAGAUGAAAAUGAAAGUGCUGGUGAUGAACCGGCCAGGAAAAAGAGAAAGAAUGAGGAAAAAAGCAGCGAAACUGGGGAACAGAAAACCGUUGACGGUGUAACACCACAUGAUAGCGGGCCCAUUCCCGUCAAAGUUGAUGAAACUGCCGAGAAUUCAGUAUCGACGGAUGAGAAACUUGAGGUUGAGUCAACUGAUAAGACGAAGGAGAAGUUGGAAAAACCUGACAGUAAGACCUCCGGUGGUAAAGAUCGGAACUCUCAGCCUCAGCAACAAUACAGCGGCCCGCUCACUGAAACAGAGGCUGGCAUCACGGAAUACAUGAGCGACCACUCCGGAUUCUCUGCCAUUAUCAAACAACGGUAUUCAGAUUUUAUUGUCAACGAAAUCGACCAAGAUGGACAAAUCAUUCACCUGACAGACAUGAGCCCUCCGGUAGACGAUGACGAUGCAGAAACCUCGGAGCAGAAGAAGACGCCCGGCUCUGACGUGAUCUCCGCUGAAGACUGGACCAAGUUGGAGCAGCUGGUCGCCUCGGACGACAGAAAGGCAACGGUCAACAUUCCGGCCCCGGCAGACAAGGAACAGCGCACCAAGGUCCACCUGGCGGUGAAGGUAACGUUCCCUCAGCUGGAGACAAAGACCAUAGAGGAGGACGACGGCAAGUUUAUCCAGGCGUUCUGGAAGAAAGGAAAGGGGCGUGACGGAGGCAGAGACGACUGGCCAGCCUCCAAAAAGGCGUGUCGCUACGUCAGGUUUGUGCUGUACAAGGAGAACAAGGACACCAUGGACGCCAUCGGACUCAUGGCCAAAAACCUCAGAGUCAAGGAGAAUCUGUUCCAGUACGCGGGCACCAAGGACAAGCGAGCGAAGACUUCCCAGGAAGUGACGGCCCUCAAAAUUCACCCGAAGAAGCUUCUGACCUUGAACAAGGUGCUGUGGAACUUUGGUGUGGGAAACUGCAGAUAUGUCAAGGAACCUCUAAAACUGGGACAGCUCAAUGGCAACCACUUCACUAUAGUGCUCAGAAACGUCCAAGGCGACCCAGAGGUGGUGGAAAAAGCCUUAAAAUGCCUGGAGUCGGAGGGGUUUGUCAACUACUUCGGCAUGCAGAGAUUUGGCACCACGUCCGUUCCAACUCACCACGUGGGAAGGGCACUUCUGUCCGCAGACUGGGACAAGGCCGUGGACCUCAUCCUGAUGCCGAGGAAUGAUCACUCGUCCAAGGACAGCUUCCAGACGGUGUGGGCGGAGUCUCGCGACCCUGAGCAGACGCUGAAUGCCACGCCCCCUUACUGCGGCCUUGAGAGGAACCUGCUGCAGGGUCUCAAGAACAAACUGCCUCCGCUCAACGCUUUGGAGAAGAUCUCGCGCAACACGCGUCUGCUGUACGUACACAGCUACCAGGCGUACGUCUGGAACAGCAUGGUGUCUCGGAGACUGAGGGAGCUGGGCCGGGCGCCGGUCAAGGGAGAUCUGGUCAUGCCCAGCGCGGGCGCGGACGGUGGGGGAGAACAAGGAGAGAAGCCGAGCCCGGUGGUGUUGACGGAGGAAAACCUGGCCCAGUACAGCCUGAGGGACGUGGUUCUGCCGCUGCCAGGUCACAGCAUCGUCUACCCCGAUAACCACGUGCGUGACUGGUAUCGACUGAUGCUGCAGGAAGACGGCCUUGACAUUGACAAAAUGGAACGACCUCAGAAAGACUACUCGCUGCCCGGAGCCUACCGCCACCUGGUGGUGUACCCGACGGACGUCUCGUGGACGCACAGACUUUACGACGACUACACCACCCCGCUCACCCUCAGUGACCUUGACCGCGUGAAGAAGACGGAGCUGCCUGCGUCCGACACCGGCAAGGUGAAGGCCGUGGUGCUGGAGAUGUCCUUGCCGAGCUCAACCUACGCGACCAUGGCCUUGAGGGAGGUCAUGAGGGUGGACACGUCUGCCAGACACCAGACGGCGCUCAACGUCACAUGACCUACUUUCGGACGGGGUAAUUUAAUUUGGUGCUUUUUGUUCUCAGUGGAUAGGGGAAAAGUUGUCGGAAUCACCACAGUUAGUGUUUCUACUUGGUAGGUUUGUGUGUUGGGAACAAAUGUUUGCUUGUUUUAUGUGUCUGUUUUGAGGCUUUUCUUUGGUCGCUGGCUUUGCCGAGAGUGUUAAAAAAAACUUGUGAAAUUAGAAAUUGUCGAGUUUGGACUAUGGAAACUUCUGUUGUUGCAAUAGGGAGUUUUCUCCAGUCUUUCAGCAUCGUGUGACUUCUUGAAGUUUUAUCGUUGUAAGAAAAGAUUGAUGAGCUUUUUGAUGGUUAAGUCUUGUGUAUGAUGAAGGAAAUGAUGAAGGAAAUGAUGAAGGAAAACGUGCAGGUUGCCAGGGAAAGAAGAGUAUGUCCGACUCAAUGGAGUCCGCUUCUUCUGCGGGACUGCCACAUUUUCCUCAGUUUAGCCGUCACUGUUUUCAAUGAAGAGAAGUUGCUCAAAUAGUGAAGGAAAAAAAAGUGAAAUCAUUUUCUUUCGGUCAACCUCUGUUUCCGAACAGUGUUUGGUUUAAGUGGACUCCACCUUUUUGUCAUGGUCAUAAGACAAUUGCCUUUGUCAUUUUUCUAGGGAGAGUUUCUAGAUACUGAUACCGUUAAAAUGCCCGUUACUUUUUGUAUCCCCAAUAUAGCGGCGUGUAUUCAAAGUCCAAUUACUGAGUCAGAAACAUUGACCUAGUAAGUGAUUUUUAAAUUUUUUUUUUUGGGGGUUAUUGUUGGGGCGUGGUUCUGGUUGGCUUUUUUUUUAGUUUUCUCAAAACAGCAAAAAAUGAUUUCGGCAACUGUGUUGAGUUCCGACAAUAUGCAUCAGAAUGUUGUAAAUAAAAGUGAAAAUGAAAC